AUGCGAAAGCUGUCGCUGAGUGAAGCCGAAAUCGUUGUUCUAUCCGCCUUAGUAAUUCUAGAUCCAGCAACAGAUUCGCCCGGCUUAUCGGAAUCAUCGUCGCUAGCACUCAGCCAGCUUCGCGAUCGUGUGCAAAACGCGUUGUUCCAGCUGAUUCGUGAGAACUCGUCCGUGUUGCACAACGUGACGAGCCGUUUCGGCAACAUUCUGCUCCUGCUCCCACCUCUAGCGAAAUUGAGCUCACUUGUCGGAGAGAAUGUGCAAUUUGCUCGUAUGUUUGGCGGAACGCUCGAUCCACUUCUUGUGGAAUUGUUCGCCGACAACACCUCUGAGGUUAUCUCAUCACCGUCAACCAGGGAGAAAGCGGACGUAUCCACUCAAACGUACCCGUCCACUUCACCGGCUCUGCCGUCUGAUCUCGCCGAAGUACACGAUGAAAUCCCGGCAUGUACGGAACCCACUCGCCCAGCACCUGUCCUACCAACAGGUUAG
This is a messenger RNA of Ostertagia ostertagi, 492 nucleotides long. The record is from the annotation of a GenBank genome assembly. NCBI's taxonomy places the organism in Eukaryota, Metazoa, Nematoda, Chromadorea, Rhabditida, Trichostrongylidae.